AUGUGGCCAGAACUUAAAAUAGUUCAUGGUAAACCUCGUCACUCACAGAGCCAGGGUUCAGUUGAACGAGCUAACCAGGACAUUGAAAAUAUGCUUGCUACUUGGUUGACAGAUAACCGUACUAAAAAAUGGAGUGAGGGGUUAAAAUUUAUCCAGUUUAUGAAAAACUGUUCAUUACACUCAGGAAUAAAAUUUUCACCUUACGAAGUAAUGUUCGGUACAAAAGCAAAAAUUGGAUUAAAGAGUACACUUCUGCCAAUAAAUAUAAUAAGCGAUUUAAGAACCGAAGAAGACCUCGAAACAGCUCUGAAUUCUAUUUCCACUACUUCAAACAGUAACAACGAUAUCGAAAAUACCGAAGCUGUACCUUUAAGAAUAAAAUCUAUUUGUGAGAGUAGAAAUGAAUCACUUAAAAAUUUAAAAGUUUAAGCGACAAAAAUGAAGCAAGCUUCCGAAAAUCGUUUCCGUCCCGGCGAAGUUGGUCAGUCAGUAACGGUUAAGAUUCCAGACGUCGAUAGGGCCCGUAGUGAUUUUAGAAAUAUUAUUGGAGUUAUUCUUUCGAGUACCUAUAAAUACUAUACUUUUAUUAUUAAUAUUCCAGAUAAACUAAUAAAAUUUGUUUUACAGUUAACAAUGACAUGUACGAAAUAGGGACUAAGGAAGGUCGCCUUUCAACUUUGUAUAGUAGAAACCAAUUUGUAAUUUGCAAGGAAAGAUUUCUGAAAGUC
Sipha flava (yellow sugarcane aphid) is the source of this 728-nucleotide messenger RNA. Its product is annotated as KRAB-A domain-containing protein 2-like. Lineage: Eukaryota; Metazoa; Arthropoda; Insecta; Hemiptera; Aphididae. The record is from RefSeq and is a predicted model, not a curated record. The transcript is spliced from 2 exons. Gene Ontology annotation, molecular function: nucleic acid binding. Gene Ontology annotation, biological process: DNA integration. Bases 1 to 429 code for a protein of 142 amino acids.